GAGCAGCAGCCGUGGUCUCCGGGAGCCGGCCGUGCGCGCCCGCCUGCCCGCCCGCAGCCCCGACCGCGCGUCCCGGCUCUGGUAACUGGAGAAAAGAAGCCUGGAAGCAUGUCGGAGUUUUGGUUAAUUUCUGCCCCUGGCGAUAAGGAAAAUUUACAGGCUCUGGAGAGGAUGAAUACAGUAACCUCCAAGUCCAACUUGUCUUAUAACACCAAAUUCAUGAUUCCUGACUUCAAGGUGGGAACCUUGGACUCCCUUGUUGGCCUCUCUGAUGAGUUGGGGAAACUUGAUGCCUUUGCUGAAAGCCUCAUAAGAAGAAUGGCCCAGAGCGUGGUGGAAGUCAUGGAAGACGCCAAGGGGAUGGCUCAGGAGAACCUCCUGGCCAACGGAGGUUUGAAGGAGAAAAUGAAAUGUCUAAAGAUUGACUUAACAUCCUUUGUGACCCACUUUGAAUGGGACAUGGCCAAAUAUCCUGCCAAGCAGCCGCUGGUGAGCGUGGUGGACACUGUAGCCAAGCAAUUGGCCCAGAUUGAGACUGACCUGAAAUCCCGGAUGGUCUCGUACAACACUCUGAAGACGAACCUGGAGAACCUGGAGAGGAAGUCCAUGGGAAACCUCUUCACCCGGACGCUGAGCGAUAUUGUGAGCAAGGAAGACUUCGUGCUGGAUUCCGAGUAUCUGAUCACGCUGCUGGUCAUCGUCCCCAAACAAAGCUACACACAAUGGCAAAAAACCUACGAGUCCCUCUCGGACAUGGUGGUCCCACGGUCGACCAAGUUGAUUGCUGAGGACAACGAGGGCGGCCUCUUCACGGUGACCCUGUUUCGAAAAGUGAUUGAUGAUUUCAAAACCAAGGCCAAAGAAAACAAGUUCACUGUGCGUGAAUAUUACUAUGAUGAAAAGGAAAUUAAGAGGGAGCGGGAAGAGAUGAGCAGACUGCUGUCUGAUAAGAAGCAACAGUAUCAAACUUCCUGUGUUGCUCUUAAAAAGGGAUCAUCCACCUUCCGGGACCACAAGGUUAAGGUAACCCCGCUAGGGAGCCCUGAUAGGCCUGCUGCGGGGCAGAGCGACAGAGAGAGAGAGAGUGAGGGCGAGGGCGAGGGCCCCCUGCUGCGCUGGCUCAAGGUGAACUUCAGCGAGGCCUUUAUUGCCUGGAUCCACAUCAAGGCGCUGAGGGUGUUUGUGGAGUCCGUGCUCAGGUACGGACUCCCGGUGAACUUCCAGGCGGUGCUCCUCCAGCCUAAGAAGUCGUCCACCAAACGUUUGCGAGAGGUCCUGAACUCCGUCUUCAGGCAUCUGGAUCAAGUCGCAGCCGCAAGCAUCCUGGAUGCGUCCGUGGAGAUCCCUGGGCUGCAGCUCAGCAACCAGGACUACUUUCCUUACGUCUACUGCCACAUCGACCUCGGUCUCCUCGACUAGAAAGACGAGCUGGCGCCACUAAGCUGUCGCACCCACGCAGACCACACAGAGGCUUCUUUCCCUCAGCCCGAGCAGUUUAAAUGUCCUACAGAAUUUAAAUUUUUAGAGAAAUUGCUCACAAAAGUUAGUUACAAUUGUAUUUAUUUUUUUUAAGUUACAAUAAAGAAAUGCUCUCAGUC
Equus quagga is the source of this 1598-nucleotide messenger RNA. RefSeq names its product ATPase H+ transporting V1 subunit C2 (gene ATP6V1C2). The coding region runs from base 109 to 1419 and encodes 436 amino acids. Gene Ontology annotation, cellular component: lysosomal membrane; vacuolar proton-transporting V-type ATPase, V1 domain. Gene Ontology annotation, biological process: proton transmembrane transport. The record is from RefSeq and is a predicted model, not a curated record. The transcript is spliced from 15 exons. NCBI's taxonomy places the organism in Eukaryota, Metazoa, Chordata, Mammalia, Perissodactyla, Equidae. Gene Ontology annotation, molecular function: proton-transporting ATPase activity, rotational mechanism.